Molecule: messenger RNA, 694 nt
Organism: Olea europaea var. sylvestris
Lineage: Eukaryota; Viridiplantae; Streptophyta; Magnoliopsida; Lamiales; Oleaceae
Product: G-type lectin S-receptor-like serine/threonine-protein kinase At4g03230
Exons: 2
Coding region: 201-665 (154 amino acids)
Biological process (GO): protein phosphorylation
Molecular function (GO): protein kinase activity; ATP binding
Source: RefSeq, a predicted model, not a curated record
UCUUGUACGUACAAUCUCCAGAUUUUGGCCUAGAUCAGCAUUUCUGUUGUUGGCUCCUCUGUGCCAUGUGCAAUGAUAUCAACAAUGACAAAUUUCUAUUAAACUAUGCAUAUGUAUUAUGUAUAUACACCUGAUAUACACAUGAUAUUAUGUCAUAUAUAUAUAUAUACUAACUUCUAGUUACUUGAUCAAGUGGUUAUAUGUCUCCAGAGUAUGCAUCGGAUGGACUAUUCUCUAUAAAGUUAGAUGUAUUUAGUUUUGGAGUUGUUGUACUCGAGAUAGUCAUUGGAAAGAGAAACACGGGAUUUUACCAAUCCUCAGAAGACUUGAAUCUCUUGGGUUAUCUAUUCCUACAGGUAUGGAGAUUGUGGAGUGAAAACAAAGUAUUCAAUUCAGUGGACCCAAUACUGCUUGAAUCUUGUGAGAAAUCUGAAGUUAUGAAGUGCAUUAAUGUUGGGCUUUUGUGUGUGGAAGAGGAUCCCAAUGAUCGCCCCACUAUGUCAAAUGUAGUCCUAAUGCUAAGUGGCGAAACUAUAAUUGUUCCAGUUCCCAAGAAACCAGCCUUUGUAAUGAGAAAACGUGUUUUCAGCAUAUCAUCCUCAUCCUCAAAUAAAUCGGAUUCAAUUUCCAAUGAAUUGACAAUGUUUGAUCCACAAGGAAGAUGAGGAAUUUGCUUAUUUCCUUGCAUUAGUAU